AUGAUCGGUCACUGCCUGGGAAUGGAAAACCAAACCACUGUGACUGAGUUUAUUCUCUUGGGACUUUCCAGUAACCCACAACUCCAAACUUUACUUUUCUUUGUGUUUUUGGUGAUAUACCUAAUCACCCUAGUGGCUAAUGUAGUCAUUAUGUUGGUGAUACGAGCUGAUUCUCAUCUUCAUACCCCCAUGUAUUUCUUUCUGUCUCAUCUAUCCAUUGUUGAUAUGUGCUAUUCCUCAACCGUUGUCCCGCAGAUGCUGGUGGAUUUACUAGCAAGACAUAAAACUAUUUCUGCCAAUGCUUGCUUCACCCAGAUAUUCUUCAUCUUUUUCUCAGGUACUUGUGAAAUAUUCAUUCUCUCAGUAAUGGCAUAUGACCGUUAUGCUGCUAUCUGUAAACCUUUGCAUUAUGCAGUGACUAUGAACAAAAAAGUGUGCGGGAAAUUAGUGGGUGGUUCGUGGAUCAUUGUGGUGGGUUUGUUUUAUACAACGGCUCUUUUUCAGUACAUGAAACCCAGCUCCAUUUCUUCAGCGCUCCUAGAUCAAGUCUUUUCCGUCCAAUACAGCAUCUUAACCCCCAUGUUAAACCCCAUCAUCUAUAGUCUGAAAAAUAAAGAAGUGAAAACAGCCUUGGAGAGAAUUUGGGGGAGUUUGGGGGGGAGUUCCCAACUGAUAUAA
This is a messenger RNA of Alligator sinensis (Chinese alligator), 678 nucleotides long. Its product is annotated as olfactory receptor 2D3-like. Gene Ontology annotation, cellular component: membrane. Gene Ontology annotation, biological process: G protein-coupled receptor signaling pathway. Gene Ontology annotation, molecular function: G protein-coupled receptor activity. The transcript has 3 exons. Lineage: Eukaryota; Metazoa; Chordata; Crocodylia; Alligatoridae. The record is from RefSeq and is a predicted model, not a curated record. The coding region runs from base 1 to 678 and encodes 225 amino acids.